AUGCUCGGAGUGCGGCAAGAGCUUCAGCCGAAGUACGCACCUUACGAGACAUUACAGAACCCACACCGGGGAGAAGCCCUAUGCAUGCUCGGAGUGCAGAAAGAGCUUCAGUCGUAUGAUAAACCUUACGAGGCACCACAGAACCCACACGGGGGAGAAACCAUACAACUGCUCAAGAGUGUGGAAAGAGCUUCAGCCGGAGGAUAA
Messenger RNA from Podarcis lilfordi (Lilford's wall lizard), 207 nucleotides. NCBI's taxonomy places the organism in Eukaryota, Metazoa, Chordata, Lepidosauria, Squamata, Lacertidae. The record is from the annotation of a GenBank genome assembly.